AUGAAUGAGGUUGGCCCUUUUUAUAGGUGGACACCGGCCCUCCACCCGACAAAUUCUCCACCGGGCAAUGCAUCCGGGGUCUUUUCCCCUCAUGGGGAUAAAGCGUGCAGAUGCUCUGUAGCUAUCCCGGUGUCCAACCUCGUUCCUCUCACUGUCAUCAAGGGCGCCGGCCACGAGUUUAUCCCCCUCCCCCAGGGCGAGAACGCAACCACUGCCGACUUCCACUCCAUUCGCACUAAGACCGAGUCCCCCGCACACUUCACCUCGGGAUUCUACAAGAUCGAGGCCGGUCCUGCUCGCCCCGCUCACUACACCUUCGAAGAGACCAAAUACGUCCUCAAUGGUCAAAUUGAUGUCUUGGAUGAGGCUACCGGUGUCACUCACCACCUGGUUCCCGGAGACUUCGCUUUCUUCCACGUCGGCUCUAAGGUUAAGUUCUCCACCAAGUCAUCAGGCUUCGCCUUCUACGCUGUGACUCGCCCUGUCCGCGCCCCCCACCCCAACCUCGUUGGCCGUGAGGAGGACAAGGCUCGUCUGUAA
Penicillium olsonii is the source of this 540-nucleotide messenger RNA. NCBI's taxonomy places the organism in Eukaryota, Fungi, Ascomycota, Eurotiomycetes, Eurotiales, Aspergillaceae. The record is from the annotation of a GenBank genome assembly.